Messenger RNA from Acanthoscelides obtectus, 226 nucleotides. The record is from the annotation of a GenBank genome assembly. NCBI's taxonomy places the organism in Eukaryota, Metazoa, Arthropoda, Insecta, Coleoptera, Chrysomelidae.
UAGUUUUAAAUGGCUUUAUUGUUUUUCGAAGUAUUCUCCACGAAGCAAUUUUCGAAACACUCGUUUGCUGGCAGAUCCAAAACGGCAUCUUUGAAUGCGUCAACUGCUCCUUCUGGUGACUGGAACCUUUGACCACGCAGUCUGUUUUUAAUUUUGGGUAAAGUAAAGAAAUCGUUAGGACUUAGAUCGGGACUAUAUGGAGGAUGGUCCAAUAAUUCCACGCUUU